This is a messenger RNA of Oncorhynchus gorbuscha (pink salmon), 4694 nucleotides long. RefSeq names its product centromere protein F-like. Bases 474 to 4694 code for a protein of 1406 amino acids. The transcript is spliced from 14 exons. The record is from RefSeq and is a predicted model, not a curated record. Gene Ontology annotation, molecular function: dynein complex binding; microtubule binding. Gene Ontology annotation, biological process: mitotic cell cycle; metaphase chromosome alignment; regulation of G2/M transition of mitotic cell cycle. Lineage: Eukaryota; Metazoa; Chordata; Actinopteri; Salmoniformes; Salmonidae. Gene Ontology annotation, cellular component: spindle pole; nucleus; chromosome, centromeric region.
CGACAAAUCGUUUUAUUGUUGGCUCGUCAGGCGGCACGAGACUCGCGGGUUUUAGCAUGCAGUUGUUGAAAUGAAAUGCUAACACAUUUUGAAACCAUCAUUAGACACGCGGCUGCUGAAAUAUUUACAUUAAACUUGUAAUCCACCACAUGUGAAGGGACAAAUCGAAGUGUAUCUGAAGUUGUCGCGUUGGAGCAUUUGGAUUUCACAUCAAUAUAAACAGGAUUGCGACAUAAAUGUGGCCGAUCCCUGAAGGAGGCGGUCUGCACUGGUGGAAACUGGCAAGUUCUGUCUCCGAGGAAAACACUGAGUCACACUCCCCAGUCCCCACAGCUCUACUGUAAAAAGGAGAUCUAGCCUUGGUUACACGGUUCAAACUAAGCCUUAACUUCCUGGGGCGUAUUGGUCUUACCAGACUGGUUCUCCAGUGUACUAACUCUGGUGUCUGAGACAUCUACCCUGAUCGGGAGGAGAUGAGCUGGGCAGAGGAGGACUGGACAGUGGGCCUGUCUGGCCGGGCCCUGCAGAAGGUCAAGGAGCUGCAGGUCCAGCAAGAGAGGCUGAACAGAGAGAGACAGCAGAAACAGCUGCAGCUGGACAGCACACAGACCUCCCUCAACAAACAGACUGUCAAGUAUGAGGAGGUGCGCGGGGAGCUGCAGUGUGUACAGAGGGAGUUACAGGGGGCUCGUGAGGAGGUGCAGGCAGGUGUGUGUGCACGGGAGCGUCUCUCUCAGGAUCUCCAAGUGAAACAGGCCCAGGUGUGUUCACUGGAGGGACAGCUGGGCUCAGCACGAACCCUCACACACACCCUCGAAAAGGAGGUCAAAAGGUUGGAGGCAGAGCUAGAGAAGUUACAGAACACUAACAGCUCUGGAGAUUCGAUGUUGUUUUCCACCCCGUGCUGGAGUAUGACAUCACCAUGGGACCACAAUGGUGGGAGACAGGAGGAAAGGCAGGGACACAGAGGCGAGGGGGACAAUAAAGCACCACACGUCAGACAACAGCUCAAAUUCUCUGAACCUGGAUUCUCACCCACGCCUAUGUUCCCACAACAACAAGCCAAGGGCACGCCCCACCGGCGCCUGUCACACCAAUCAGACUCCACUCCCUCAGCUGUGUUUCCAUGGGAACGAGAAGACCCAAAGCCUUCCACCAGGGGACGACCCGCUCCUCCUCUCUCCUCCUCCAGCGAUGUCAGACGAGGCCAGGAAGCUGGGGAUUGUGGGAUGGUGGAGGAAUUCAGGAGAGAGACAGACAUGUCGGGGUGUGUAGCAGAGCUGCAGGGGCGUAUGCGUGGCCUACAAGAGGAGCUGAAGGCUGAGUGUGAGCGGUUCAGACAAACCCAGGAUGCUCUAGCCAACGCCAGGAAAGACCUGACCACCAGAGAACAAAGUCUACAGAGGGCCAAGGAUGAACUGAGCCUCGCUCACACGCGCAUCUCACAGGAGAGCGAUCGGGCCCAGUCGUUGGAGCAGCGUGGGAAGCAGCUGCAGGAGGAACUGAAGUGUCAGAGACAGAACACUGAGAGCAGCCGCCUGCAGCACCAGCAACGCACCAGAGACCUGGACAAGCAACACCAGAGGGACUUGUUGGAGCUGCAGAAAGAGUGUCAGUCUGUGGAGAAACGGCACCAGCUGGAUGUUAACAAACUGAACCAGGAGGUCCAGCAGGCCAGAACACUACACAACACACUACAGGCCCAGUCUGAGAAGGUGACCCUUCAGAAGCAGGCGUUGGAGAGGGAUGUAGACAUUCUGAAAGAGAAAGUCAAAUGGACUGAGGGGGAACUGAAGGAGAGCCAGAAGAAAGAGGCCCAAACACAAACCAAACUAACGGAGACAGUGCUUGAGAGGGAGGGGUUGAAUGUUACUCUGGAGCAGAACAGGAGGAGAGAGAGGGGACUGGAGGAGGAGGUGAAGAAUCUGACUGAGGAUCUGGCUGAGGCCCGCCGACGUGUCAAAGAACUAGAAGACCAGAAGACAGUCCAGCCCUCUGUUGCUCCAAUGACUCCAGUUCCGUUUAGCCCUGCAGGACAGAGCUUUUCCCCAGUCUCACCACCACGACAUGGCCGCCACGCCCCACACACACCCUCGGCUCAGACCAACAGACCUGCCAGAGAGGAGCGAGCGAGGGAGUCAGAGGAGAGAGGGAAUGAGGAACGGAGAGCAAAGUACCCCACAGAGAGAGAACCUGGAGAGGGCAUUGACUCAGAACACAUCACUGAGUUUGGAUCCACAGACUCUGAAAAACGACAGAGGGCAGGAGGGAGGGGGGAGGAGAGGAAACGAGAGAAUGAGAGAAAAGACGAGGCAGAGUCCGUAGUAGAUGGCUGCAUCCCUGGAAAGGGAGCAUCUACCAAGGACAAAAACACACUUGACACACCGAGCUCUCUUUCUCCAACAGACCAAAGUCCCCACCUCACCAGCUCCGCUGGCUCCGACACAGACUACGAGAGCGAGACCCUGUCCAGCCACUCCAAAGCCCGAGCCCAGACCACCAGGGCUGAGGGAGACCUACAGAGGGAGAACAGAGAGCUGCGUUCAGAGCUGCAGGACGUUAAGGAUGAGUUACAAAGGAGACUGGAGGAUCUGGAGACCCAGCGCAGAGCGGAGGCCGAGGCCAGGACCAGGCUCAAGCAGCUCAGCCGCAAACACGCCUCCCAAACCAAGACCUCCAGAGAGACGGAUGAGGAGGAGGAGAGGGCCGAGAUGGGGAGGUUGAAGGAGGCACUGGCUGAACUUGAGAUACAGGUCAGGACAGAUGCAGAGGACAGGGAGAGAGUGGAGGAAAGGAAAGGGAGGGAGAGAGACGACCGGGAGUCUGAAAGCAUGCUGCUGAAUCUCCAGCUAAAGAAGCAACUGGCUGAGUUGAAGACUGAGCUCUUGAUAGAACAGGAGGAGAGAGAAAGGGAAAAGGAGGAGGAGAGGAAGAGAUUGAAAAACAAAGGGAUCGAAGGAACGAUUGAACUUACUGUGAAGCUGGAAGAGCUCCAGGCAGAGUUGGAGGAGCUGAAGAACCGUGGAGGUCAUGAAAGGAAGAACAUGGGAGAUAAAAACACCCCUCUGACAUAUCUCACCCUGCACCGUGACAUCCCCUCUAACUCCAACAAGCUACUACCAUCUCCAGACCAGCACCAUCUCCUGUGUGAGUCCACCACUGUUGUCCCGCAGGCAACAACAGCUGAUCUGAUCCGGGAAGAAGGAACUCUGAACAAAGCACCAGAACUCUCCAGACCUAUUGGUGAGGGAGAGGCCAUUGUGGAGGCUCAGAGGGGUAUGUCUGCCUCUGAGCUGGGUGAAAUCACUGUGGAAGCUGAGAAAGGGAUAUCUUCCUCAGACCAGGGAGAGACCAAUAAAGACACUCUGAGAGGUGUAUCUCCCUCGGACAUGGAGAAAACCCCACUGGCACUCCAGAGUGCAGGCUUCUCUGCCUCAGAGCUAGCCCAAGAGGUGGAGCGUCUGCGGGGGGAGAGUGCCAGGGAGGCUGGGCGAGCUAUACACUCCCAGGCAAAGCUGGAGGCUUUACAGAGCCAGGUGACCAGGCAGACCCAGCAGCUGACCCUGGCCUUCGACCACCAGAGCAGACACAUCCAGGACCUGCUGGCAGAGCUGCAGGAGAAGGAGGGCGGCCUUCUCAGGCAGGGAAAGGAACUGCAGCGCUGCAGAGAUGAACUGGCCACGCUCAAACAGGGGAUGGAGAAAGAGAGAGAGAGACGAGAGGAAGAGAGACAGGAGGAGGAGAUAAAGAGCACUAGGGUAACUAUAACCCCUCAGCAGGCUGACCAUUACACAGAUAUACAUCAGAUGACACAUAGCACUCAGAAUGAGUCUGCCUCCGGGAUAGAAGAGACUACAGACAUAACAAUCAACCCACUGAACACUACCCAGGCUUCCUCUGCACUUUGUGAUGAGGGAGGUCAGCUGACCACUCCACAGAAAAACUGUGUCACUGAAUGGCAUGAUGUAACAGAUAGCAGUACCACUCUGGGCGGCCAUCCUGCUGAACAUAAUACAGAGAAGAUGGUGGAUUCUAAGACUUCUGCCCAGCCAGGCAGGAGUGAAGAGAUGAGAAACAAAGAGAAAUUCAAAUCUGACAGUUUAACUGUAACAUGUUCCAAAGGGCAGAUGGAACCGUCUGAGAGUUCUGAGAUGAAACGCAUCCGUAGUGAAGAACAACAUUCAACAAAGGAGUUACAGCUAUCUCAGAGAGACCCGAGUCUAACCAGGACUGAGAACACAUGUUUUACUGCAGAGCUGGAGAAAGCUUCUGGUCCUAUCAACAGACCAGAAGACACCAGUGGACAGGACAGACAAGAUAGCGGAGAGAGUUUGGCUGUAGAGCUGCAGUCUCUAAAACAGAAGAACGAACUGCUGAAACUGACACUUCCAGAUGUGGCAAACACAGACCAAGAAACUAGUUCUGUCAGUAACACAACACUACCAGCGACUUGUGAAGAACCGGCUGAAAGAAAAGCAAAGAGAAGGAAAAGAAAGAAGCAGAGAGGAGGACAGGAAGUUAAUUCCACCUCUGGAGAGCUAAAGCAAAUCAGUGACAUUAUCACCUCGGGACGUGAGGCCACACUGCAUGAUGGAGGGAAACCUGUAGAUGAAGAGAGAGGGGGAGUAGAGUCUGAAGGAGUAAAGGAGAUAGGGGGAGUAGAGUUGGACGGAGGGAGGGAGACGGGAGAGUGA